Molecule: messenger RNA, 1069 nt
Organism: Prosopis cineraria
Lineage: Eukaryota; Viridiplantae; Streptophyta; Magnoliopsida; Fabales; Fabaceae
Product: protein LIGHT-DEPENDENT SHORT HYPOCOTYLS 10-like
Exons: 2
Coding region: 147-638 (163 amino acids)
Biological process (GO): response to light stimulus; mRNA transcription
Cellular component (GO): nucleus
Source: RefSeq, a predicted model, not a curated record
GAAAUUAAACUCCAUCUUCUUCUUCGCUCACAUCUCCUAUUCCUUUCACCUCAAUUACAUAACUUCUCACCCCCCCACAUUCAUUUCAAGGAAGAAAAAAAAAACAAACAAUCAAUCAAGCCGAUCAACCUGAUCCAGAAACCGCCAUGUCCGAGGGAUCGUCGAGCUCCGGAGCAACGCCGGCGCUGAGCCGGUAUGAGUCGCAGAAGAGGAGAGAUUGGAACACGUUUGGGCAGUACUUGAAGAACCAGAGGCCACCAGUGGCUCUAUCACAGUGCAAUUGCGGGCACGUUCUGGAGUUUCUGAGGUAUCUGGAUCAGUUCGGGAAGACCAAGGUUCACGUAGAAGGGUGCAUGUUCUACGGCCAGCCAGAGCCUCCGGCGCCGUGCACGUGCCCUCUGAGACAAGCUUGGGGCAGCCUGGAUGCCCUCAUCGGAAGGCUGAGGGCCGCCUACGAGGAAAACGGUGGGUCCCCUGAGACUAACCCUUUUGCUAGCGGUGCCAUAAGAGUGUAUCUCCGUGAGGUUAGAGAGUGCCAGGCCAAGGCUCGAGGCAUCCCUUACAAGAAGAAGAAGAAGACCGCCAGUAAGGGGAAUGAAGAAUCAAGCUCUACCAGUAGCACCAUCCACUUCUCUUGAUCAACGCUUUGCUUAUUCAACUAUAAUGAGAAUUGUAGCGUACAAUCACAUUGGAGGGGGUUCUUAAUAACAAUUCAGUGAUGCACAAUCUAUAUGUGAGAGGUUUGGUUUUAUGUAUCUGAUAUAAACAUCCAUGGUAUGCACAAUGUUAAAAUUUUCUGUUGUUUACUUGGGAAUUUGUAGCUGCCUGCCGUUGCAAAACAUAUAUCUCAAUCAACUGUCAGUUUGUAACUUGUAAAAUUUAAACUUUAUUUAUCUAUCUAUAUAUAUGCAACUGUACCCACCGAUCUGUUCCAUUAAAAUGUAACAUGUAUUAUUUCUUCAAUUACUGUGGGUGCGUGCGAGUGUACUGUCAUGAGAAGAGGCCCAUCUCUCUUUUACUGACAUAAAUCUGAUAUCUUUCAAAUGUAUAAAGUUCAUUUAAAGGAGUG